AUGUCUUCCACAGGUCAGCCGCCAUCGGCCGGGUCAGCACAAAUGCGCAGUGCAAAGAAACCACAACGUCAGCCCUUCUGGCUGGGAGGCGCUGCGGGCUCUCUCGCGGCAUGCUGCACCCACCCUCUUGACCAAACCAAGUAUCGUAUGCAAACCAUGGCCUCUCGGCAGAGCAUGCUCAGUACCAUCACAUUCUUCGCGCAACGUGAUGGUGUUGUGUCGCUUUGGUCAGGCAUUUCAGCCUCGAUCUUACGCCAGUCCACGUACACGACUCUUCGGUUUGGCGCAUAUAAUUACAUGGCGCAGCGAGCCCGUGAGAAAACCGGGCAGCGGAAGCUUUCAUCGAUGACAGAGAUCGCCCUCGCAGGCGCCGCGGGAGCCAUGGCGGGGGUAGUCGGAAAUCCGACCGAGGUCGCCUUGGUGAGGAUGUGUGCUGAUGGGGCGAAACCUGCUAUACAGCAAUUCAAAUAUAAGAAUUGUUUCGAUGCAAUUGUGCGGAUAGCCAGAGAGGAGGGUGUUCAAACAUUUGGACGAGGCUGGCGCCAAACAUCGUCCGAAGCGUCAUCAUGA
This is a messenger RNA of Cyphellophora attinorum, 570 nucleotides long. RefSeq names its product Mitochondrial 2-oxoglutarate/malate carrier protein. Gene Ontology annotation, biological process: succinate transmembrane transport; oxaloacetate transport; thiosulfate transport. Gene Ontology annotation, molecular function: oxaloacetate transmembrane transporter activity; antiporter activity; succinate transmembrane transporter activity. Lineage: Eukaryota; Fungi; Ascomycota; Eurotiomycetes; Chaetothyriales; Cyphellophoraceae. The coding region runs from base 1 to 570 and encodes 189 amino acids. The record is from RefSeq and is a predicted model, not a curated record. The transcript has a single exon.